AUGCGUUUAGGCUCUCUCUCAGUAAAGGGAGCUCACACUAUAGGAGCAGCUCAUUGCAGUGCAUUCAGUGACCGGUUCCAAGAAGACUCGAUAGGAAAAUUCACACUCAUUGACACAUCUUUAGACAAUGGCUAUGCAGAGAAGCUCAUGAAACAGUGCCCUCCAGGCGCAAAUCCAUCUAUAACAGUCCAAAAUGAUCCUGAAACUUCCUUUGUUUUUGAUAAUCAUUACUACGGCAAUCUGUUGGCCCACAGAGGGCUGUUUCAAUCAGAUUCUGUCCUGUUCACCGACAGUAGAUCAAGCAAACAAGUGAAUAAUUUUGCAGAAGACCAAGUUAGAUUUUUUGAGAGUUGGGUUCAGUCAUUCUUGAAGCUUACUAGCAUUCAUGUUAAGACAGGUGAUGAAGGGGAAAUUUGA
Molecule: messenger RNA, 417 nt
Organism: Rosa rugosa (rugosa rose)
Lineage: Eukaryota; Viridiplantae; Streptophyta; Magnoliopsida; Rosales; Rosaceae
Product: peroxidase 46-like
Exons: 2
Coding region: 1-417 (138 amino acids)
Biological process (GO): response to oxidative stress
Molecular function (GO): heme binding; peroxidase activity
Source: RefSeq, a predicted model, not a curated record